AUGGGACGUAAAAAGAUUCAAAUAAAACCAAUUAAAGAUGAAAGGAAUCGUCAAGUGACUUUUUUGAAAAGAAAAUAUGGCUUAAUGAAGAAAGCCUAUGAAUUAAGUGUAUUAUGUGAUUGUGAGAUAGCUUUAAUCAUUUUCAAUUGUAAUAAUAAACUUGUUCAAUACGCAAGUACAGAUAUUGAUAAAAUUCUAUUAAAAUAUACAGAGUAUAGCGAACCUCAUGAGAGUAAAGGAAAUCAUGAUUUUGCUAACACAAUUGAUAAUGACGAUGAUGAACCUCCACCAGGAUUUGAUACGACAGGGAUUGAUCAUAAGCGAUAUGGAAUGCCUUCACCACAAUCCAACUAUCAACAAACACCCCCACCUCCUCAAUCUUAUCAAAUAAGCAAUUAUCCAAUGUAUGCACCAUCUCCACCUGCUUACUUAGUUCAACAAUCACAAUCACCUGUACAAAUUGAAACUUCUAUAAUUGCUGACUUGGUUCCAUCUCCUUUAGUGUCUUCACCUCCUAAAAAACCAAAACUCCGUUUGCAAUCAUCUCGUCCAACACCUGCAACUGCAGAUGCUCCAACCUCAGCAUUAACAUCAUUUGCACAAAAUCUACCAUCACCUUCCACAUUCUUCUCUGAAUUUUAUAAAACAACAGAACUUCCUAGUCCACUUACAUUUGGUAACACUCCGACUAGUGCUCAACCUGGCCCAUUCCAUUGGCCAAACCCUAAUAGAAACUCUUAUCAACCUUCUCCAUUAUCAAAACAAGAAAAUAAUACAAACAUUGCUAAUAAUGGUAUAAAUGUCAUCAAUAAUAAUAUUGGCAAUGUUAAUGCUUCAUCGUCAUCCUCGUCAUCAUCUUUAACUAAACUACGUCCUCCACCAAUUGAUGGUAAUGAAAAUGAACCUGAUAAAAAAAAACUAAAACAAUAG
Molecule: messenger RNA, 930 nt
Organism: Entrophospora candida
Lineage: Eukaryota; Fungi; Glomeromycota; Glomeromycetes; Entrophosporales; Entrophosporaceae
Source: the annotation of a GenBank genome assembly